UAGUAUUCCCUGGUUAGGGUUACCGGUAGCGCCAUAUAAAACGGAAGCUGAGGGUCUUUGUGGUAUAUGUGAUUUGGGUACAACAAAUUACAACCUCUUCUUCUUUCCUGGGAGGCGAUCAGGCUCAGCCACCGCACGCUCCGUCAGGUAAACUCCUUGCUGCUCUGUAAGUCAGAAAAAAAUGGCAGAUGGCCAUGAGACUGAUAAAAACAUUGAGAUAUGGAAGAUUAAAAAGCUUAUAAAAGCACUUGAAGCUGCUCGAGGCAAUGGCACAAGCAUGAUUUCUCUCAUCAUGCCGCCUCGUGAUCAGGUAUCCCGUGUUACUAAGAUGCUUGGUGAUGAGUUUGGAACUGCUUCAAACAUUAAAAGCAGGGUCAAUCGUCAGUCCGUGUUAGGUGCAAUUACUUCUGCUCAGCAAAGGCUCAAACUUUACAACAAGGUUCCUCCAAAUGGGCUUGUGCUUUACACUGGAACAAUUGUUACUGAAGACGGAAAGGAAAAGAAGGUUACAAUUGACUUUGAGCCUUUUAGGCCCAUAAAUGCAUCUCUUUACCUGUGUGACAACAAGUUUCAUACAGAAGCUCUAAAUGAGCUUUUGGAAUCUGAUGACAAGUUUGGCUUUAUUGUCAUGGAUGGAAAUGGAACCCUUUUUGGGACACUAAGCGGUAACACCCGAGAGGUGCUGCAUAAAUUUUCUGUUGACCUGCCAAAGAAACAUGGGAGAGGAGGGCAAUCAGCUCUUCGAUUUGCUCGACUUCGAAUGGAGAAGCGCCACAACUAUGUGAGGAAGACAGCUGAACUUGCCACCCAAUUUUAUAUUAAUCCUGCUACCAGCCAGCCUAAUGUUUCAGGAUUAAUUCUUGCUGGAUCUGCUGACUUCAAGACUGAGCUGAGUCAGUCUGAUAUGUUUGAUCCUCGACUUCAGGCUAAAAUUCUGAAUGUGGUUGAUGUUUCAUAUGGGGGUGAAAAUGGUUUUAAUCAGGCAAUUGAACUAUCAUCAGAAAUUCUAUCCAAUGUGAAGUUUAUACAGGAAAAACGCUUAAUUGGCAAGUACUUUGAGGAGAUUAGCCAGGAUACUGGGAAGUAUGUCUUUGGUGUGGAUGACACGCUGAAAGCUCUAGACAUGGGUGCUGUUGAGACUCUCAUUGUGUGGGAAAAUUUGGAUAUUAGUAGGUAUGAGUUGAAAAACAGCACCACUGGUGAGAUUGUCAUAAAGCAUUUGAACAAGGAGCAGGAGGCGAACCAGAACAACUUUAGGGAUUCAUCCAGUUCUGCUGAAUUGGAAGUUCAAGAAAAGAUGCCACUGCUUGAGUGGUUUGCUAACGAGUACAAGAGGUUUGGUUGCACUCUUGAGUUUGUUACCAAUAAAUCACAAGAAGGAUCCCAGUUUUGCAGAGGAUUUGGUGGGAUUGGUGGGAUUCUUCGUUACCAGCUUGAUAUGAGAGAUUUUGAUGAGCUUUCUGAUGAAGAAGUCUAUGAUGAAUCUGAAUAGCAAUCAGCCAAUUCUACCCCAUUGCUGGUGCAGGAGAAUGGGGUGAGAAAGCCUGCACCAGCAAGCGCGGCACGCGAGAUGUCUCACUCGGUGCCUAUUGAUACUGGAAAGAUUUGUCACAUUACUAAUCGAGGGAAUCAUGAAAUGUCAGUGUUGAAGUGAGCUUAAUGUGGUGAUGCUGCCUGGCUUUCAUGAUGGAGCAGCUGGAUAUUCUGUGAAAAAUGAAAGUACCCUUGUAUCGUUACAUCUUCAGUUUGGCCAGAGUCUAAGAAGGUGCUGGAUCAGCAGCAUGGUUGGUGUCUAGACGAGGACUGCAGAUUUUUGCACCAACAGCGUUAGAACCUUAAUAUAGUUAUGGUUUAUGAAAACUGCUUUCUGUGUGCAUGUGUGGUAUUGUCUCUAUAAUAAGUCGAUGCUUGUGGAGAUUGUGUUGAUAAAUGAUCCAUAGCAUUGAGAACCAUCUCGUUAUGACAUUAUGUUUCUAGUUUAUUUGAUGUUAUUUGCUGCGUGCUGUUAAGUUUGAA
Molecule: messenger RNA, 2016 nt
Organism: Hevea brasiliensis (rubber tree)
Lineage: Eukaryota; Viridiplantae; Streptophyta; Magnoliopsida; Malpighiales; Euphorbiaceae
Product: eukaryotic peptide chain release factor subunit 1-3
Exons: 3
Coding region: 182-1492 (436 amino acids)
Biological process (GO): cytoplasmic translational termination
Cellular component (GO): translation release factor complex; cytosol
Molecular function (GO): translation release factor activity, codon specific; sequence-specific mRNA binding
Source: RefSeq, a predicted model, not a curated record